Molecule: messenger RNA, 1080 nt
Organism: Epinephelus moara (kelp grouper)
Lineage: Eukaryota; Metazoa; Chordata; Actinopteri; Perciformes; Serranidae
Product: protein FAM180A
Exons: 3
Coding region: 251-754 (167 amino acids)
Source: RefSeq, a predicted model, not a curated record
CCAGGCGGCCAGGCCUGAGCGGAGAACACACACACUCACACACACAGAAAAAAAAAAGAAAAAGAGGGAGAGAGGAUGGAUGGAGGGAGGUGGCAGUGGAUGGAAGUGCAUAUGAAACUGGUGCACAUGAAAUGCCGAAACCCAGCAGUCGGAGCAUUUUCAUCCACUGUUGUGAUGUUUAUCCCCUGAGGGAGACACAUCGAGACGGGAAGAGUGUUGUGUGUGUGUAGAUCUGUGUGUGAGGAUCGACAUGACGCAGUGGUGGGCGCUGCUCAUCACUGUUUACCUGUCCAUGUACCUGACAGCCACUCAGCACCACAGGAAAGCUCUGUAUCCAUCUGCAUAUAGGAUAAAGCGUGGGGCGUAUUCGCUGAUCAACCCCACGUUCCAGCGCUCUGUGGAGGAUGUCAACCUGCUGUUUGAGAUCCUGCUCGCUGGGAUGCAGAUCCAAGGUGAAGAGCUUGAUAUGCUGAUCCCAGACGAGGAGCUGGCCUCCCUGAGGUGCGUGGAGAAGCUGGAGGUCAUCUGUGAGGACGUCCUGCCCAAGAGGCUCUCUGACAUUCGUCGUCUGACGGCGGAGCUCGCCCAGCGCCGGCAGCCUCUGAGCUGGCAGGACUUUGAGAGGACGGUGCUGACCCUGGUGUACGCCACUCAGACGCUGGUUCGAGUCAGCAGUCAGCAGCAGAGGGAGGCGUGGAUGGAUGCUGUGGUACAGCUGUUCAGAGCCGUUCAGAAGGACCUCAGACCGUCUUGAGAAAGAAUCUUUUUUCCAAAAAGACAUUUUUGUGUUGAUUUCACUUGCUCAUGUUCACACAUAUCUGACUUUUACCCUGCAGCUCUUCACUCAGACUGUGUUUGCAGUUAUAUACACACUCUAGACACAACUGUCAAGAUUAUUUUGGCCAAAAUGAUUCCAGUUGACGAUAUUGUUGCAACAUUAUUCUGCUUAUAACUCUCAAAAUGAAACUAAAACAUACUGGAAUCACUUCAGCUUAUAUUUUGUAAAUGUGAGAAAAAAUUUAUUGCAUCACAGAGAAGACACACGUCUUUUUUUAAGUAAUAAAACUAUGUGAAAUGGCA